Molecule: messenger RNA, 4563 nt
Organism: Scomber japonicus (chub mackerel)
Lineage: Eukaryota; Metazoa; Chordata; Actinopteri; Scombriformes; Scombridae
Product: serine/threonine-protein kinase 38
Exons: 14
Coding region: 41-1453 (470 amino acids)
Biological process (GO): intracellular signal transduction; peptidyl-serine phosphorylation
Molecular function (GO): protein serine/threonine kinase activity; ATP binding
Source: RefSeq, a predicted model, not a curated record
GGAAGAUAGACAGACACCGCACCUUCGACUAAGGUAAAGCAUGGCGAUGACAGGCCACAGCUCAUGCUCCUCCAUGAGCAAUCACACCAAGGAGCGGGUCACCAUGGCCAAAGUAACCCUGGAAAACUUCUACAGUAAUCUCAUCGCCCAGCACGAGGAGAGAGAGAUGAGGCAGCAGAAGCUGGAGAAAGUAAUGGAUCAGGAAGGCCUGGCUGAUGAAGAGAAACGUAUUCGACGUUCUCAGCAUGCAAGGAAAGAAACUGAGUUUCUGCGCCUGAAACGUACCCGCCUGGGUCUGGAGGACUUUGAGUCUCUGAAGGUGAUUGGCCGAGGAGCUUUUGGAGAGGUGCGUUUGGUGCAGAAGAAGGACACCGGUCAUGUCUAUGCCAUGAAGAUUCUUCGCAAGGCUGACAUGCUGGAGAAAGAACAGGUUGGUCAUAUUCGUGCUGAGCGGGACAUCCUGGUGGAGGCUGACAGCCUGUGGGUGGUCAAGAUGUUCUACAGUUUCCAGGAUAAGAUGAACCUCUACCUUAUCAUGGAAUUCCUGCCAGGAGGAGAUAUGAUGACUCUCCUGAUGAAGAAGGACACUCUGACAGAAGAGGCCACUCAGUUCUACAUAGCAGAGACGGUGCUGGCCAUUGACUCCAUCCACCAGCUGGGCUUCAUCCACAGAGACAUCAAGCCAGACAACCUGUUGUUGGACUCCAGGGGUCAUGUGAAGCUGUCUGACUUUGGUCUGUGCACUGGGCUGAAGAGAGCUCACCGUACCGAGUUCUACAAGAACCUGAACCACAGCCUGCCCAGUGACCUCAGUAAGCAAACCUUUCAGAACAUGAACUCCAAGAGGAAAGCUGAGACGUGGAAGAGAAACAGGAGGCAGCUGGCCUUCUCCACUGUGGGAACUCCAGACUACAUCGCUCCAGAGGUCUUCAUGCAGAAUGGAUACAAUAAGCUCUGUGAUUGGUGGAGCCUAGGUGUCAUCAUGUAUGAAAUGCUGAUAGGUUAUCCUCCGUUCUGCUCAGAGACGCCUCAGGAGACGUACAGGAAGGUGAUGAACUGGAGGGAGACGCUCACCUUUCCACCAGAAGUGCCUAUAUCAGAGAAGGCCAAAGACCUCAUCCUCAGGUUCUGCUGUGAGGAGGAUCACAGGAUUGGUGCUACAGGUGUAGAGGUGAUCAAGUCCGAUCCUUUCUUUGAAGGGGUGGACUACGACCAUAUCAGAGAGAGGCCUGCUGCCAUUCCUAUAGAGAUCAAAAGCAUCGAUGACACCUCAAAUUUUGAUGAAUUCCCUGAUUCAGAUAUCCUCACACCAACGACUGCUCCCGUGUCCAACCACACAGAGGCUGACCUGAAGAACAAGGACUGGGUCUUCAUCAACUACACCUAUAAACGCUUUGAAGGCCUCACUGCUCGAGGAGCCAUACCCUCCUACAUGAAAUCAGGAAAGAGAUGAACACCUUCAGACACCACCAUGAAAACCUGAAUGAGUCCUUGUCUGUUGUCUGAGGAUGGACAACUGCUCCCGUCUUCUCACACCUGUGAUGUGGAUUUUCAUCACAAAGGUUCCAUUUCAUUGCUGUCCUCCACAGAAACUGCUGCCUUCAUUUCUGAUGCUUCCGAGGGUACCUCUCUACUUCUUCUGCUCACACAUGACUGAACUGGGAUUAAAGUGAUUAAAAUUCUUUCCACUUGCCUUUUCCACCAGUGGAUACAGUGGGACUUCUUCACUCCAGACACCAGCAUCACUUACAUUUCCUCUGUGCACCAGCACCAGUCUGUUGGACCUACCAAGGGCUCCUCUCCUUCCAAACCAGGAUGUCCACUUGAUUUACCUUUUUUAUGUCGAGUUCUUAGCUCAAACAUUGCAUUUAGCUUCACUUGAAGUGAAUCAGGUGCUCUUCAGGGGUUCUGUCCAAAUGUUCUUUCCUUGUUUCCUACAAGGGCUUCCUAAGAUUGCGCCUAACCAAAGACUGUGAGCUUAAAGAAUCAAGUCAUGUUUCUGCUUGAUCUCUGUCAUGUCACUUGUAACUUAGAAUUGUAGUUUUAUAGAUAUAUUUGCAAGAUUUGCUUGUUGAUAAGAGUGAUUAUAUGAGAAUGAUGCAUUUUGUGGAACAAAGACGAGAUUCUUGUUACGUUUUCACAAUGAUCCACUUGUGUUCAGCUUCCUUUAGCACCUUAUAUGAUGUUGGAUCCCACAGCAGUAUAGUCAGGCCUACAGCUCAUUUGUUUGUGUGUUUAAAUUGGGUUUAUUUAUUGGACAGGAAAAGUACACGCGUGUCCUCACAGGGGUUUCAAGGUGCUCUCUCUCCAAACUGAAGUCACCAUUUUUGUGAGAUUUGACUGUUUUAAUGAACAUGUUCUACAUUCAGACUUUGUCAGGGUGGGAGAAGACUCUGAAGCAUUUCAGGAAAACUCUUCUAUAAACUAUACAGUUAAAGACUGGGUGACCCACUACACCUGUUCAUAGUAGAGACAUUUCCAUCUGAAACACCUCAGGUGAAAACAUUAUUGGACACAGUACACACUGAUUUCUCUGAAGUCAUGCUGUGAUCAUAUUGUGUUGUUGGAAUGCAGCAGAAACAAGGGAACCUGAAACAGAAGCCUCUAUUUAAAAAAAGAAAAAGAAAAAAGAAAUCAUUCCUUAUGAAAAUGUUGAGUGUGAGUCACAGGGACACAUUUUGGUUGCAGUUUCUUGUUUAAAUCAUCACCCUGCUCUCAGUACUGCCUUCUUUAGACAUUUGGUUUGGGUGAUGAACUUAUGAGAAGUAAUCUUUUAUGUUGUAAUAUAUUUUGACAUGUUGAAGUUGGUAUCAGCUGGAGGGAAUCCUCUGCCACAUUUGUCACUCUAAAUGUGCUAUUUAAAAAAAAAAAAAAAAAAAGAGACACUCAACACCUUAAAGAGUAACUCACAGUGCAGCAAUGCUUGUCCUCCAAGCAACAUCCAGUUUGGAGUUACUCUUCAAGUCUAGAAGCACAGGGCUAAACUUUUCCAGUGAACACAAUAUCCAAAAUGCUGUCAUCUGAAAUGAAUGUAAAUGAAUGUGUAUGGAGUAACACACAAGAACUUUUUUUGCCACAACAAUUCCAAAUGCUGUUUGCUUGAAUGUAGCCUGGACACAUGUUUUUAAGUUUUUUUUAUUCUUAACAGGAGUUAUAAGAAUGGAAGCCCCUCUCAAACAAGACAUUUAGGAAUGAACAAUAAAAAUGUAUAUGGUCUUAAAGGACCAGUGCGUAAGAUUUAGUGACAUCUAGCAGUGAGAUUACAAUUUACAACGGACUGAAUCCACCCACCCUUUUCCCUCCCUUCCAUUCCCAGAAUGUCAGAGAACCUAAGGUGGCUGCAAAAAAUAAAAAAGGCCUCUCCUAGAGCCAGUGUUUGGUUUGUCCAUUCUGGGCUACUGUAGAAACAUGGUAAUGUGGCAUGGCCUCCAUGUAAGAGGACCCUCUCUCUAAGAUAUAAAGGGUUCAGUCUAAGGUAAGAAAAACACAGACAUUUUUAUUUAGAGGGGAUUCUACACUUAUUAAAACAUACUUAUGGAUAUUCUAUUACAUUUCUACUACUAUCUCAAAAUGUUGACUUGUAGUCUAAUUUUGGGCAUCAUUGUUCUUGUUUAAUACUUAUUUUGAUUUGCAUCAUAAUUUGGAUUUAUGAGGCUAAAACAAUGUUUUCUUUUAUUUAUGAAGUCCAAGUUUAAAAGUUUAAAUGAAAUCUAGCCAUGUGUUGUCCUAAUUUUGCCUUAGUAGGUCAAAAUUAUCAGUCAAAACUGAGAAUUUAGGCAAGUCAUAUACAACACUCAUAAUUCUGAUAUAAAAAGUCACAAGUUAAAGUAUUAAGUAACCACAUCAUUUAGUAGUUAAAAUGUUGUCUUAAGUCAAAUUAUUAUUUUGCCAUUUUUUUAUUUUGAAUGAUUUCGUAUACUUUAAUUUCUCAAAGUUUUAACUCCAUGAGGAUUUUUAUUUUUGUAAAUCACAACGUCAUCUAUUUUUUCCCAGCAUUAAUGGACUUCAGUAGCUGAGUUGUGUCUGAAGCUUUUUCUUCUCAUCUGUACUAUAAAACUUGUGUAUUCAGGUAGUGUGUAGAUGAAGCUCAGCAUAUUGUAACAGUUUAGAAAAGCACACAGUGGAGCUUUUUUUUCUAUAGCAGGGCUCAGUUUUUGAAGUGAACUGUCUGUUAAUGGAAGGAUCCUGCUCUGCAUGCUUUUACCAAACAGAUUAGUCCACUUAAAGCAAUAGAGAACAUGGAGUGACUGUGUGUGUGUGUGUGUGUGUGUGAGAGAGAGAGAGAGACAGAGAGAGAGAGAGAGAUCAUGCUCAGUUAAAACGAUGCAAUGUUGGACUUUUUGAUGGCCUGCUUGAUGAUCUGUAUGUUUUCUACCAACUAUGCUCAGAUAUGUAUGUAUGUGCUUCUGUCAUCGUGUCCCACAUGUGAUCUGGGAGUCAGAAGUGAGGGGAUUUGGGGAUUUGGGAAGGUGGGUGUGCAUUAUUUAAACCACUGUUCUCUUUGUAGCCUGUGGCUGUUGUAUUGUUUUCUUGCUAUUUGACAAUGAACUACUCUGCACUUCA